Ananas comosus (pineapple) is the source of this 2245-nucleotide messenger RNA. Its product is annotated as gibberellin receptor GID1C-like. Lineage: Eukaryota; Viridiplantae; Streptophyta; Magnoliopsida; Poales; Bromeliaceae. The record is from RefSeq and is a predicted model, not a curated record. Gene Ontology annotation, molecular function: gibberellin binding; hydrolase activity. Gene Ontology annotation, biological process: positive regulation of gibberellic acid mediated signaling pathway; floral organ morphogenesis; raffinose family oligosaccharide biosynthetic process. Gene Ontology annotation, cellular component: cytoplasm; nucleus. The transcript has 2 exons. Bases 337 to 1437 code for a protein of 366 amino acids.
UCUCGUCCCUCUCUCUCCCCUCCAUUUUUGGCCCCUCAAUUACCCUGUUCUCGGACCCAAAAAGGUGGCUCCUUUGGCCCGGAUUUUGGCUUAGAAUCGAGGAAAGGCGGAGUGGGGAGGAGGAAUACGCUUGAGAAAGCGAGAGAGAGAUUGGUGUUUGGGAUCUUGGUUUGAGGAGCCCAUGUCAUGAGAAAAGGGACGAGCUUUACUUGGUUUUGUUCCUCCUCCUCCUCCUCUUCUUCCUCUUCUUCUUCUUCCUCUUCUUCUUAUUCCGGGGUUUGAGUGUGUGUGUGUAUAUACAUAUACAUAUAUAUAUAUAUAGAUAUAGCUGUGUCCAUGGCCGGGAGCAACGAGGUUAACGCCAACGAGAGCAAGAUGGUGGUUCCCCUGAACACAUGGGUGCUGAUCUCCAACUUCAAAGUGGCCUACAACAUGCUGCGCCGGCCGGACGGCACCUUCGACCGGCACCUCGCCGAAUUCCUCGACCGCCGCGUCCCCGCCAACGCCCUCCCCACCAACGGCGUCGUCUCCUUCGACCUCCUCAUCGACCGCCCCACCAAUCUCCUAGCUCGCAUCUACCGCCCCGCCCCCAAUUCAAAUUCCAAUUCCAAUUCCAAUUCCAAUUCCAAUGAUGAUCAUGAUCCUCCUUCCUCCCUGCUGGCCCCCACCGCUCCGCUGCUCGCCGACCUCCACCGACCGCCGUCCCCCGACCCUUUCCCCGUCAUCAUCUUCUUCCACGGCGGCAGCUUCGCGCACUCCUCCUCCAACACCGCCAUCUACGACUCCCUCUGCCGCCGCUUCGUCUCGCUCUGCAAUGCCGUCGUCGUCUCCGUCAACUACCGCCGCGCGCCCGAGCACCGCUACCCCUGCGCGUACGAGGACGGCUGGGCCGCGCUCAGAUGGGCCGCCUCCGAGCCCUGGCUCCACAGCGGCAAGGACGCCGAGCUCCGCGUCUUCCUCUGCGGCGACAGCUCCGGCGGCAACAUCGCCCACCACGUCGCCGCUCGAGCGGGCGAGGCCGGAAUCCGCAUCUCCGGGAACAUCCUCCUCAACGCCAUGUUCGGCGGCAACCGCCGCACCGAGUCGGAGCAGCGGCUCGACGGCAAGUACUUCGUCACCGUCCAGGACCGCGACUGGUAUUGGAAGGCCUACCUGCCCGAAGGCGCCGACCGCGACCACCCCGCCUGCAAUGUGUUCGGCCCCAGCAGCGUGCGGCUCGACCGCCUCCCCUUCCCCAAGAGCCUCGUCAUCGUCUCCGGCUUGGAUCUCACCAGCGACUGGCAGCUCGCCUACGCCCAGGGCCUCAGGGACGCCGGCCACCACGUGAAGCUCGUUUACCGCGAGCAGGCCACCGUUGGGUUCUAUUUGUUGCCCAACACUGACCAUUUCUACGAAGUCAUGGAGGAGAUCAAGAACUUCGUCGGCUCUAACUGUUAGCAGGCGCGCACCCGCACCGCACCGCACCCCGCCAAAAAACAAAACCAAAAAAAAAAAAAAAAAAAACAUAUACUGCACUACUACUCCAUUCGAUCCAUUCGAUACCUUCUUCUUCUUCUUCUUCUUCUUCUUCUUUUACCUACACAUAUACUUCUCCUAUAGAUAAUAUCUAAAGCUUGACUUAUACUGGCUUUGCCUGCGAUCCGGGAGCAGAGGAGUUCAUCGGUCGCGGGCGCAGCGGUGUGCGCCCGCGCAGCGAGUCGUCGAUUUUAAUGUAGUGUGACUCCCGGUAGAAGCUGCUCGGGUGGGAUGAAUUUGCGAGCAAAUGACUGCUGCAGUAAGAAGCUUCGUGUGUGUUCGGGUUCUGAUCACAGGUAACUUGGUCUCUUCGGAGGAAUCAAUCAAUUCAUCGGGGCGGCGGGUCGAUCCGGAAAACGGCGUCGGAUUAUAGGUGACUUACAAUAUAUAUAUAUAUAUAUAUAUGCGGAAGAAGAAGAAGAAGCAAUAUUUGCUCUUUGCUGAUGUUCUUUUCAGUGAAAGUAUCCUUCUUGCACCAUGUGUAUGUAUUAUAGUGAGGUGAGAGAAGAUGAUUUAACUAAUGCUCUGUAAUUUGUGUUGAUUACUAUACCCCCUGAUGCUAUUGUGAAUUAGUAUAUUUGGUAUCACCAAUGAGAUUAUUAGUAACAUAAAAAAGAUGCUCCCUCCCCGCCUCCCUCUUUUUCUUCUUAAAUUUUUGUCAUCCUUAUGGUAUACUCUGAUACACUGUAACUGUUUCUGAAUGUGAUCUUAAAUCUAAUGCGUUGCUGAA